AAGAAUCAAGACAUUACAGUAAACCGCAUAUUCUGGACUUGUGUUCUUUAUUUGUUCAUUCUUUAUUUCCCUUACUUUGCAUUGCUUGCCUUGUAAUUCAAAAUCAACUUGGAAAAUUUGGGGAGAUCUUUUGGAAGAAAUCUGGUCAGAUCUUGCUUUGUGGGUUGUGGAUUUUGGUGGGUCUAUUUCAAUACGAAGUUCAUCUUCUCUUCUCAAUCCAUAGGAAAACAGAGACCUAACCCAAACCCAACAAGAAAGAACAGAAAUAAAGCCUUUUCUUCUUCUUCCUUCUCUCUUCCUCUACCUAAUUGAUCUUGAAUCUUGGAAUCUUGAAUUGGUGCAAUGGUGAUGGCCACAGAUUCACAGUUUCAUGUAUUAGCUGUUGAUGAUAGCGUCAUAGACAGAAAACUUAUUGAGAAACUUCUCAAGACCUCAUCAUGUCAAGUUACUACAGUUGAUUCUGGUAGUAAAGCUUUAGAAUUUCUGGGUUUACAUGAAGAUGAUCAAUGCGAUCCAAAACAACAACCUUCUGUAUCUCCAAACAAUCAUCAGGAAGUGGAGAUUAAUCUGAUUAUUACAGACUAUUGUAUGCCUGGAAUGACAGGCUAUGAUUUACUCAGGAAAAUUAAGGAAUCGUCAUCCCUGAGAAACAUACCAGUGGUGAUUAUGUCAUCCGAAAAUGUUCCUUCAAGGAUCAAUAGAUGUUUACAAGAAGGAGCAGAAGAUUUUUUUCUGAAACCAGUGAGGUUAUCAGAUGUAAAUAAGCUUAAACCCCAUAUGAUGAAAACCAAAUUAAAGGAUCUUGAGAAGCCAUCAAAACAAGAGAAACAAGGAGAACAACCAGCAGCAGCAGCAGCAGCAGAGUCACCUCAACCACCACCACAAGCACAGUCACCUCAACCACCACCACCAGCACAGUCUCCUCAACCACCACUAGUUCAGCCACAGCAACUUCAUUCAGCAGAGCCACCACAACUUCAAGCCAAUAAUACCAAGAGGAAAGCCAUGGAAGAAGGGCUUUCACCAGAUAGAACAAAACGCAGAUAGUGAUCUCACAGUGGUCUUUAAUUGAUCAUGGAAAAUACUUUCUUUUUUUUUUUAUCUUUUUUUUCUUUGGUUUUGAACAAUGAUAUUCUCAUAACCCUUGUAGAGAAAGAGAGAUCCAUCAUUGUGAUGAGAGAGCGGUAUACAUUUUUUACAUGAAAUUUUAAUCAAUUCCAAUUUAGAUUCGCUGACUUAAAGAGAGA
Molecule: messenger RNA, 1247 nt
Organism: Ilex paraguariensis (yerba mate)
Lineage: Eukaryota; Viridiplantae; Streptophyta; Magnoliopsida; Aquifoliales; Aquifoliaceae
Source: the annotation of a GenBank genome assembly